AUGUCACUUCGUCGAGUAACUUUAAGUGGACGAUUUGCGCAAAACGAAAGUAAAAUGGAAGAAUCAACGACAAUGAUUAUUAUUAAAGGCCUUAUCGCUGUAACAAUUGAUGUUGGAAUUGCAUUAGCUGCAGCAUUUUUUGCAUUAAAAAUGUUUGUUGGUAAAUUUGUUGUACCAUAUGAACGUGGUUUCUAUUGUUAUGAGGUGCCACAUAUCAGUAAUCCGUUCCGUCCAAAUACGAUAUCAACGAAACAUUUGCUUGCUGUAUCCAUUGCUUCACCAUUUUUGAUCAUCCUUUUGGUAGAAGCUGUGGUAUUAAAGUGUACUUUCGCUCGGUUAAGGCCACAUUAUUUAAGUGUUUGUCAACCAGACUGGAAUGAAAUCGAUUGUAGCGACCCAAAUACUUAUAUUCAAAGUGUUAAUUGUAUGGGGACGAAUAUGCAUCGAAUUCAUAUCGGACGUCAAAGUUUUCCAAGUGGCCAUACAUCAGCCGCUGUACUGCUCUUUGCAUUCCUUUAUUUCUAUCUGAAAGGCAUUGUUGAUGCUACCCGCAAUAAAUUGUUGCGAAUAAUCCGUUUCAUGGUGCUAGUUAUAUGUGGUGUAUGGACAGUAGUGGUAAUGGUGACGCGCAUAACCGAUCAUUGGCAUUAUCCAACCGAUGUUUUAGGCGGAAUAAUAUUAGGCCUUUCAUGCGCAUAUAUUUUGGUUCGAAAGACACAUUCUUCGUUGGUUUACCAUAAUCGUUUACUCGAAAGUAUGCAUAAUUCAUAA
Loa loa (African eye worm) is the source of this 771-nucleotide messenger RNA. RefSeq lists its product as hypothetical. Lineage: Eukaryota; Metazoa; Nematoda; Chromadorea; Rhabditida; Onchocercidae. Bases 1 to 771 code for a protein of 256 amino acids. The transcript is spliced from 5 exons. Gene Ontology annotation, biological process: phospholipid dephosphorylation; phospholipid metabolic process; signal transduction. The record is from RefSeq and is a predicted model, not a curated record. Gene Ontology annotation, molecular function: phosphatidate phosphatase activity.